Acanthosepion pharaonis is the source of this 714-nucleotide messenger RNA. The record is from the annotation of a GenBank genome assembly. Lineage: Eukaryota; Metazoa; Mollusca; Cephalopoda; Sepiida; Sepiidae.
AUGAGAAUAUGCAAUCGAUUCUCUAACAGUCGCAGGAACCAACCCACGGCCAGUUGCAGUAUGCACCGGAAGCCAGUUAAAACAAACGCCGGCCAACGGAAAUCACUUAGCGACUCGGAAUUGCCGGAAGAUGUUGAAUUUUAUGAUGAACUUUUUCGUCGGGAUUUUGCUUUAGGUCAGGGGUCAAGAAAUAUGGCUGAAGAACCAGAUAUGUCUUCUCUGUCCCUGCGAGCGGCCGAACAGUCAAUGGAAUUUCCACUGAUCGAACUUUUGGAAAUCUACAGACGGCAACACGGCUUGGAGUGUCAGUCUUUAAAAAUACGACCGCAGGAACGAGACGGCAAUUGUUUCUUCCGGUGUCUGUCGGACCAUUUUACAGGACGGCCCGACAAUCACCUGGUUUUUCGCAAGUUGGUUGUAGAAUACCUGAAAAGUCUAUACAUUGACAGACACCCAGUACCACUACCCGAAAUAUCUGUCGAAGAACACGUGGAAUACAUGCUGCAACCAAACACUUGGGCUACAGAAUGUGAGAUUUAUGCUGCUGCACAUAUGUUUAAUCUCCGGAUUGACAUUUUGACGGGAGGCCGCGGUUCGCCUUAUAUGUGGGCCACAACCGUCCCGAUAGACGCUGACCCCAGCUCAGUCCUGAAAUGUCUUCGGCUUCUUCACCGUGACAGAGUACAUUUCGACCUUAUUCAAGAGGAAUGGUAA